Messenger RNA from Branchiostoma belcheri (Belcher's lancelet), 603 nucleotides. Its product is annotated as C-type lectin lectoxin-Lio2-like. The coding region runs from base 1 to 603 and encodes 200 amino acids. Lineage: Eukaryota; Metazoa; Chordata; Leptocardii; Amphioxiformes; Branchiostomatidae. The record is from RefSeq and is a predicted model, not a curated record. The transcript is spliced from 6 exons.
AUGCGCGCCAUUAGCCUGACCCUGCUGCUCCUGGCGGCUGUUGCCUGUACUACAGCUGAAGACAUGCCUGAAGACAUCGCUGCAAACAACGCUGAUGAAAUGGAAGGGUCCCUCAUGGAGAGGCUGACUAAGCUGAUGGGUGACCUAGACGAGCUGAGUCAGAAAUACCGCCGGUACAAGGGAUACCACCCCUCCUUCAGAGGAGCGCUGAAUGGUGUCCGGUACCUGGUCUUCAAAUAUGAGCGGACUUACGAUGAAGCGAAGGAGGUGUGCCAGGGUUACGGCGGGACGCUGGCAGACAUCAAGUCUGAGGCCAUCCACAACUUCGUGGAGGGUCUGGUCCGCAAGGUCGACCCGCAUAAGAGCUACUGGAUCGGACUGAACGACAUGGCGACUGAAGGAACCUGGGCCUGGUCUCGUGGUGAGACUGUGAGUGACUGUGGCUACACUAACUGGGCUCCUGGUCAGCCGGACAACUUCCUCUGGUCUCAGGACUGCGGCCGGAUGUGGGACUGGGCCAACUUCAAAUGGGACGACGCCAACUGCGCUGACAAGUACCACUUCGUCUGUCAGAUCGGUCGCAGGAUGACAAACCGCUGCUAA